AUAAUUAAUAAUAUGUUAGCUUUAAAUAGUAGGAAGAAGAAUAUCAGAAAGAAUUAUGCACUUUCGAAAAGAAAUGAAUUGAGUUUUAAUAGUUGAGAUGAUAAACCAUCUGAUCAGAUGCAAAAAAGAAAGGAAAAGCUCUGCUUGACAAAGCUUAAAAUUACAAAAAAUUUUAAGAGUGAGCAGCUGCCUCAGAGUAAUGAGUAUUACCUGGUGACACCACUUAAGAGCUUUAACAAGAAAGAGAACAAAAUCAACAACUUCCUCAACUCAAUGAAAAUUUGACAGAUCCAUUUGGACCAAGUUCUUAGAGCUAUUAAAUCCUAAGCCUUACUGGUUGGACUAUCUACUCCUUAAUUUCUCAAUAAUAUUUUACCUCAA
Molecule: messenger RNA, 381 nt
Organism: Moneuplotes crassus
Lineage: Eukaryota; Ciliophora; Spirotrichea; Euplotida; Euplotidae
Source: the annotation of a GenBank genome assembly